UAUAACCAGUUACUUAUGCCAGUACGGGACCCCGUCUCGUACCCCUACUACCAGACUUCCUCUCCGCUUCCACGAGAGUCAACGCCUCUACUGAAUGUAAUGUGGUGUGAUCUAUGUACACACUAAAACCUCAUCUUCCCUCUGCCCGUGAAUAAUCAUCUCUUUCCAAGCCUUCUACUACUCCAUCAGUGCAGCCAGACUUGUCAUCAUGUCUUUGGAUAUUACGACCUUCCACAAUGUUAUCAACAAUGAGUUGAUCACCACCUCAAACACCUGUCACGGUAUCAACCCCGCAAACCGUCAGCCCAAUCCUGAAGUCCCUGUUUCCACAAAAGAAGAUCUUGAUCAAGCCGUCAAUUUUGCUCGACAAGCUUUCCGAAAAUGGUCAAAGACCUCAUUCGAUGAGCGCCGCACUGCCCUGAGCGCCUUUGCAGACAAAAUCGAAGUAAACAAGGACGCACUGGUCCGGCUGUUAACGCAGGAACAAGGAAAGCCGCUCAGCCAGUCGACUGAAGAGCUUAGAAUGGCAGUCCAGUGGGCCCGAGUCAUACCCACAAUUGAGAUUCCUGAGACGGUUAUUGAAGACACAGAAGAACAACAGAUCAUUCAGCGGUAUACUCCUCUCGGUGUCUGCGGGGCUAUCGUGCCGUGGGAUUUCCCUGUCUUGCUAGCUGUCGGCAAGAUCGUGCCCGCUGUGUACACAGGUAACACUGUGAUCCUUAAACCCUCCCCAUUUACGCCGUACUGCGGCCUGAAGCUCGCUGAGUUAGCAGCGCAAUGCUUCCCACCAGGUGUGGUCCAGGCAUUGAGUGGGGGUAAUGAACUGGGCCCUAUGAUUACAGAGCACCCAGGGAUCGACAAGAUCAGUUUCACUGGCUCAAUUGAUACAGGGAAGCUUGUCAUGAUGAGUUGCGCACAGACCCUGAAGCGGGUUACACUAGAGUUAGGUGGGAAUGACCCGGCCAUUAUCUGUGAUGAUGUCAAUAUUGAUGCGAUCAUUCCAAAGAUUGGGAUUCUCUCCUUCCUCUGCUCUAGCCAGAUCUGCAUGAUGAUCAAGCGGCUGUACGUCCAUGAGAAGAUCUAUGAUGAGUUCUGGGAGAAACUCGUGGCCUUUGUGCAAUCCCUCAAGGUUGGCGAUGGCACCCAGCCUGAUGUCUUCUUCGGCCCAGUCCAGAACAGUAUGCAGUAUGACAAGGCUAAGUGUCUCCUCGAAAGCUUGUCCUCUGAAGGUCUCAAGGCAGCCCACAGCGGAACUAUCAAUGACUCAGCAGGCUACUUCAUCCACCCAACCAUCGUUGAUAAUCCUCCUGAGUCUGCCCGGGUCGUUCAAGAAGAGGCCUUUGCGCCGAUUUUGCCUAUGCUCAAGUGGUCAGAUGAAGAAGAUGUCAUUAAGCGGGCGAAUGCUACUGAGACAGGCCUUGGGUCAUCGGUAUGGAGCAAGGACAUGACGCGAGCUCGUCGAAUAGCUGAUCAGCUUGAGUCGGGCAGCGUGUGGAUCAACUCCCACUUUGACGUGUCUCCCAAAGUACCGUUUGGAGGACACAAGGCCAGCGGAAUUGGCACGGAAUGGGGGUUGAACGGUUUGACGGCGUACUGUAACUCACAGAGCUUGUGGGUCAAGCAGGGUUCGUGA
Messenger RNA from Aspergillus novofumigatus IBT 16806, 1633 nucleotides. RefSeq names its product aldehyde dehydrogenase family protein. The transcript is spliced from 3 exons. The coding region runs from base 209 to 1633 and encodes 474 amino acids. Gene Ontology annotation, molecular function: aldehyde dehydrogenase (NAD+) activity. The record is from RefSeq and is a predicted model, not a curated record. NCBI's taxonomy places the organism in Eukaryota, Fungi, Ascomycota, Eurotiomycetes, Eurotiales, Aspergillaceae.